This is a messenger RNA of Heterocephalus glaber (naked mole-rat), 201 nucleotides long. RefSeq names its product mitochondrial import inner membrane translocase subunit Tim9-like. Lineage: Eukaryota; Metazoa; Chordata; Mammalia; Rodentia; Bathyergidae. The record is from RefSeq and is a predicted model, not a curated record.
AUGGCUACACAGAUAUCAGAAUCUGAUCAGAUAAAACAGUUUGGGGAAUUCCUGGGAACCUACAAUAAACUUACAGAAACCUGCUUUCUGGACUGUGUUAAAGACUUCACAACAAGAGAAGUAAAACCUAAAGAGGAAUCCCAUAUUCAGCAGAAUGAGGCCCUGGCAGCCAAAGCGGGACUUCUUGGCCAGCCCCGAUAG